Saimiri boliviensis boliviensis (Bolivian squirrel monkey) is the source of this 1415-nucleotide messenger RNA. Its product is annotated as aldo-keto reductase family 1 member C3-like. Gene Ontology annotation, molecular function: oxidoreductase activity. The record is from RefSeq and is a predicted model, not a curated record. NCBI's taxonomy places the organism in Eukaryota, Metazoa, Chordata, Mammalia, Primates, Cebidae.
UUCCAAAUCUACUGUUUACUUAUUAACUGUGUUAAGAGGACAUUUUCCAUGUAAAAGAUUAAUUUUUUACAUAUCCAGAUAUCUCCCUCCUGCCAGGAUUUUUUUUUCUCUUUUUGGUUUAUUAAACAAGGUCUUCUUUCACUCAAGAGUGCACUUUGGACAUUGCAUAUUUCCCUUAACAAAGGGGGAAAAAACCUCUGCUUGACAGGAAAAGUAGAAGAAGAUGAGUUUUACCAGAUUGCUUUCUGUAAACCUGAAUGAUGGACACUUCAUGCCUAUGCUGGGGUUUGGCACCUCUGCCCCUAGGAAGGUUGCCAUGAGUAAUGUAGAAGAAGCCGUCCAGGUGGCAAUAGAUGUAGGCUACCGCCAUAUUGACUCAGCUUAUUCGUACCUGAAUGAAGAAGCCAUCGGGCAGGCCAUCAGGAAGAAGAUUGCCAAUGGCACUGUGAAAAGAAACGAUAUAUUCUAUACCACAAAGCUGUGGGGCACCUUUUCCCGCCCAAAAUUGGUCCAAAGAGGCCUGGAACUGUCACUACAGAAACUUCAGCUGAGCUACGUGAAUCUUUACCUCAUUCAUUACCCGGUAUCUUUGCAGCCUGGAGAGGAGUUUCUCCCAAUGGACUCACAGGGAAAGAUCAUUUUUGACACCGUGGAUCUCUGCAGCAUGUGGGAGGCCAUGGAGAAGUGUAAGGACGCAGGAUUGGCCAGGUCCAUCGGGGUGUCCAACUUCAACCGCAGGCAGCUGGAGAUGAUCCUCAACAAGCCAGGGCUCAAGUACAAGCCCGUCUGCAACCAGGUGGAAUGUCACCCUUACCUCAACCAGAGCAAACUCCUGGAGUACUGUAAGUCCAAGGACAUUGUCAUGACUGGAUAUGCUGCCUUGGGGUCUGACCCAGGCAAGGAUUGGGUGAAAAAAGACAACCCAGUUCUCCUGGAGGAUCCAGUACUCAAUGCCAUUGCUGAAAAGCACAGGCGAACUCCAGCCCAGGUUGCCCUGCGCUACCAGCUGCAGCGGGGGGUGGUGGUCCUGGUCAAAAGCUUCACUGAGAAGAGAAUCAAAGAGAACUUCCAGGUUUUUGACUUCCAGCUGACACCAGAGGACAUGAAAACCAUAGAUGGCCUGAACAAGAAUAUGAGCUAUUUUGACCAUUCUCUCUUUUCUCACCACCUGGAUUCUCAAUUUCCUGAUGAAUAUUAAGAAAAUUAUCUGUGGUUGUUCCAGAGCUUAUUGAUUUUGGUUGAUGAAUAGAGACCAUUUCAAGGAUGAGAAGUUUCUAGUAUACCCCAUUGAUUAGCCUGCUCAGUCACAAGUUGGCCUAAGACCCUGGAUCAGAAAAUAAAAGUAUCUAAACCCAGUUUUCUUUGAUUCCCACUGCCACAACUGCCAAAAUAAAGAUGUAUUUGAAGCAAUCUAA